Messenger RNA from Carassius gibelio (silver crucian carp), 1970 nucleotides. RefSeq names its product growth hormone secretagogue receptor type 1-like. Lineage: Eukaryota; Metazoa; Chordata; Actinopteri; Cypriniformes; Cyprinidae. Gene Ontology annotation, biological process: G protein-coupled receptor signaling pathway; hormone-mediated signaling pathway. The record is from RefSeq and is a predicted model, not a curated record. Gene Ontology annotation, cellular component: plasma membrane. Gene Ontology annotation, molecular function: growth hormone secretagogue receptor activity. The coding region runs from base 1 to 1101 and encodes 366 amino acids. The transcript is spliced from 2 exons.
AUGACUAAUUGGACAAACGUGUCCAGCUGCCUGUUCAGCAUCACCUUGUGCGCUGAGGACAUAAUGGAUAGUAAUGCAACUGCUGAGGACUUUGAGUACCCGGUCCAUCUCUUCCCAGUGCCUAUCCUGACUGGGAUCACAGUGACGUGCUCUUUCCUGUUCCUCGUCGGAAUCGCUGGGAACCUGUUGACCUUCCUGGUGGUCACUAAAUACAAAGACAUGCGAACCACCACCAACCUUUACCUCUGCAGCAUGGCACUUUCAGACCUGCUGAUUUUCCUCUGCAUGCCCCUCGACCUGUACCGGGUCUGGCGGUACCGACCGUGGAACUUCGGCGACGAGCUGUGCAAACUCUUUCAGUUCGUGAGCGAAAGCUGCACGUACUCCACCAUCCUCAACAUCACCGCUCUCAGCGUGGAGAGAUACUUCGCUAUCUGUUUUCCCUUCAGGGCAAAAGUCAUCGUUACGCGGGGUCGGGUAAAAGGGGUGAUUUUACUCCUCUGGACUGUGGCUCUGUGUAGCGCGGGACCCAUAUUCAUUCUGGUUGGGGUUGAGCAUGAGAACGGCACGAACCCCUGGGAAACCAAUGAGUGUAAAGCCACCGAAUAUGCCAUCCGCUCCGGACUUCUUACUAUGAUGGUGUGGGUCUCCAGCGUGUUUUUCUUCCUCCCGGUGCUCUGUUUGACAGUGUUAUACAGCCUCAUUGGCAGAAGACUGUGGAGAAGAAAGGAGAAUCCUGUAGGACCCAUUUCGAGUCGUGAAAAGAACAAUAAACAAACGGUCAAAAUGCUGGCUGUGGUGGUUCUAGCGUUUGUUCUCUGCUGGCUGCCGUUCCACGUCGGUCGUUAUCUCUUCUCCAAGUCAUCCGAGGCCAAUUCUCCUCUCAUCUCCCAGAUCAGCGAAUACUGCAACUUGGUCUCAUUCGUGCUGUUUUACCUCAGCGCCGCGAUCAACCCCAUCCUCUACAACAUCAUGUCAAAGAAGUACAGGAGCGCGGCGUGCAAACUGUUCGGAGUGAAGCGCGCCCCCGGACAAUCAGUGCAGAGCAUCGUGAACGCGGAUAGUGUUUUGGUUUGGAAUGAAUACAGCUGGAGCACGUGACACAGGAAAGGCCUCGUUUAAUAAAUGUGCACUUUUUAACAGACUUAAUAGACGAAAUGGAAACGAGUCAACAUUAACCUCAUAAUUUUUGGUGAUAUUUAAUUUCAACCAUAAGAUUUCAUUGAAGUCUUUGCAUAUUUUCAGUUUAGCCUGUACACAUAGUAAAAAUAACUCAAUCUGCUGAGCACUGAAAAUAUUAUAACAUUUUAUAGUAAUCUAAUAUUGAAAUGUUUUUGGGGUUUAAAAAAAAGGCUUUUUUUGAUGGUUGCAUUUUAGGUGCAACAUACCUUGUGCAUACACAAAAUAUUAUUUUAUUUUAUGAGAAUGUUUAUACACAGGCAUACCAUCAUCAACAGACACAAGCAGUGUAAUGUUUCCCUUUACCCUGGUAUUCAUGCAAACUCUAUGAGCUGCAUACUAACCCAAAAAUGCCUUAAACUGUAUGAAGUACUGGAUGACAGAGCACUGUAGAUGUAAGCACUCUUCACAUCGCACCCUAUGAGAUACAAUGGUGCUGAAUGAAAAAAAUCCCAUGCCAUAAAAACCUCUCACCAAGCUUGUGUUAUUAUUUUACAUAAAUAUGCAGCAGCCAUAAAAAGUGCACUUACUGCAGGUUUGUGAACACUGCUGCCACAGUAGUUUUGUGUAGGCCUAUGUUGCUGGUUGGCAAUGACAUUCUAAUAAAAACUGUUUCUUGAGAUGUUUGUUAAACAACUUUAAUAUUUAUGAAAGAUAUUUCAUAUAGUGUGUUUAUUUUCCUUUAAUGCACACUGCGAUACAAUGUAUGGAAUGUGUUAGUGUAAUAUAAAGUUUUUAAUGUCAUUCAUUAUUACUUGAUUUAAAAAAUGUAAUAUAUUGUGUUUAUUUUC